AUGACCGAGCGAGAGAUCACGCCACUUAACGAGAAGCCACAAGCCAUUGAUAUUGACCAGGACCAGCAGGAUGAAAAGACAAAAGAACCUAGUGCUGGCUUCAAGGACUACCUCAGAAUCUUCGCAUACUCUGAUAAAUGGGAUUGGAUACUCAAUGGAAUCGGUGCCCUGGCUGCCAUCGCCUCUGGCGCCUCUUUGGCAUUGAUCAAUGUCGUGUUUGGUGGUUUUGUUACAUCUGUCCAGAACUUCACUAUAUCUGGCGAGAGAGCCGACUUUCGCAGAUCGAUCAACCAGUACGCUCUCUAUUUCGUGUAUCUAGCCAUUGCUAGGUUUGUCUUGACGUAUUUCUAUACUGUGGGCUACACCGUCUCUUCCACAAGGAUCACAAGAUCACUCAGACGCCGAUAUCUGAGAGCUACACUCUCUCAAGAUGUAGCAUUUUUCGAUGAAGGCAAUCAUGGUUCAGUGUCAGCUCAGAUUGUCACAAACGGCAACAUGAUUCAGCAGGGCAUUGGAGAGAAGUUGGGCCUGACCAUACAAUCCGCCUCGGCCUUCACUGCAGCAUUCAUUGUUGCUUUUGUGACCAACGCGAAGCUGACAGGUGUCACCGUUUGCAUAGUUCCUGCCAUCAUCAUCGUCACCGGAAUAACAGCAGGUAUUGAUGCAGGUUACGAGACCGAAAUCCUAAACACAUAUGGCCAAGCCGGAUCAUUCGCAGAAGACGUUAUCGCAAGCAUGCGAACUGUCCACGCUUUUUGGGCUCGACCAAAACUGGUAGCCAAAUACGAUGAGUUCUUACAGAAAGCACAUCGAGUAGGGGAUAAAAAGUCGCCAAUCUAUAUGGUUCUCUUUAGCAGCGAGUUCUUUUUCGUCUAUGCUGGGUUUGCCCUUGCGUUUUGGCAAGGUCUUCGUAUGUACAACUCUGGGGAGAUUGCAACCCCUGGAACUGUGGUCACAGUGCUUUUCUCUGUUGUCGUUGCAGCGACAAGUCUGACUCAACUCGCCCCAAACAUCAUCACUUUCACUAGCGCGACUUCAGCAGCAUCUGUACUUUUUAAAGCUAUUGAUCGAGUCUCCGAAAUCGAUCCAUUGUCACAGCAUGGGGACAAACCAGAGAAGAUUGAAGGGUAUAUACAACUCAAGAACUUGAGUUUCACUUAUCCCACACGGCCAAAUGCACCUGUAUUACACGACUUCACGUUGGAAGUACCUCCUGGUAAGGUUACAGCGUUCGUGGGCGCCAGUGGAUCCGGAAAGAGCACGAUUGUUGCUCUACUAGAACGGUGGUACAAUCCAGAUGGUGGCAGCAUUACUUUAGAUGGUCGGCCGAUAAGGGACUUGAAUUCACGAUGGCUCAGGACCAACAUCAGGCUAGUACAACAAGAGCCAACCCUUUUCAUGGGCACUGUCUUCCAAAAUGUAAAACACGGACUGGUGGGUACCAGGUGGGAGCAUGCACCCGAGGCCGAACAACGGGACUUGGUCAUCGAAGCAUGCAAACUUGCGAAUGCUCAUGAUUUCGUUUCUGAGCUGCCUCAGGGAUAUGACACGGAAUGCGGAGAGCGUGCUGGUUUGCUAUCUGGCGGACAGAAACAACGUAUCGCCAUUGCCCGCAGUGUCAUUUCACAGCCAGCAGUCCUUCUGUUGGAUGAGGCCACCAGUGCGUUAGAUCCGCAUUCAGAGGGUGUCGUACAGAAUGCACUGGACAAAGCUGCAAAGCAACGUACAACAAUCGUUAUCGCUCACAAACUAGCCACCAUCAAAUCAGCCGACAACAUUGUUGUAUUGUCGAAAGGUCGCAUCAUCGAGCAAGGCACACAUGAGUCAUUGUUGGCUAAAGACGGUGCAUAUGCAAAGUUGGUCAAGAUACAGGAUCUGGGCAAAGCGGCUGAGCAAGACACUGACGACGAAGACGAAGAAGACUCGGUUUCGAGAUCAGGAUCGCAUAGCCUCGGACUCGAGAAGACACUCACCAAGAUCCCUAGCCACGAUGUUCAGAGAGUAGAGGCCGAAAAGGAUCGGGACAAUUACGACUUGCAAAAGCCUGUCAGCAUGGUUCAAGUAGUAUAUAAACUUAUCAUCGAGCAGCAAACCCUCGCCAUACCCUAUAUCAUUACGAUAAUUGGCUGCAUCAUUGGAGGUGCUACGUAUCCGGCUCAAGCGCUCCUCUUCUCCAAUCUUCUGGAUGUAUUUCUACUUCCUCAACCACAGCGUACAGAUCGGGGCAACUUCUUCGCGUUGAUGUUCUUCGUCGUCGCGCUCGGCAAUCUGUUCUGCUAUGGGAUGAUGGGUUGGUCUACGAACACUGUCGUGCAAGAGAUGACGCACCGAUACCGACGAGAACUCUUUGAUUCGGUGUUGAAACAAGACAUGCGUUUCUUCGAUCGACAAGAAAAUACUGUGGGUGCUAUUACAAGUCGGUUGUCGUCCAAUCCGCAAGCGAUCACCGAACUUAUGGGCUUCAACAUCGCCUUGAUUUUCGUGAGCCUUGUGAACUUGCUGGCUAGUUGUUCUCUUGCUAUCGCAUAUUCGUGGAAACUCGGACUGGUCGUCGUCUUUGCUGGAUUGCCACCACUUGUCGUGUCGGGCAUUAUCAGGAUGCGGCUUGAUUUGAAGAUGCAGAAUGACAAUUCCAAGCGCUAUGCUAGCAGUGCAGCUCUCGCAGGAGAGGCAGUCACUAACAUCAGAACAGUUUCGUCUCUAGCUCUUGAAGAGACAACCUUGCAGCACUUCGAGGAGAGACUACGAGAUGUCGUUCGGAAGACUAUUUCCCAGGUGCUGCACAUAUACAUAUGGUUCUCCUUGACACAAUGCGUGGAGUUCCUCUUCUUGGCCCUAGGAUUUUGGUAUGGUUGCACCUUACUGAUGAAUGGUGAAAUUACUCAGAAGCAGUUCUACAUUACGUUUGUCGGUACUUAUUUCAGUGGUCAAGCAGCAUCUCAAUUCUUCAGCUGGAGCACCAGUAUCACGAAAGCUAAGAGUGGUGCGAACUACAUCUUCUGGAUACGAAAGUUACAGCCUGUCAUGAGCGAAACGCUUGAAAACAAGCACAACGGUCCUUCACCUGACGACCAGCAAGCACUAACGUUGCACGAUGUCAAGUUCUCCUACCCUCUUCGACCUGAUGCACAAGUCUUACGUGGUGUUUCACUAAAGACUUCUCCCGGGCAAUUUGUGGCUCUCGUUGGAGCAUCGGGUUGCGGUAAGAGUACGAUUGUGGCAAUGCUGGAGCGUUUCUACGAUCCUGUUACCGGCAUGAUUACCCUGGACAGUUCGAAAGUGGCCUCGAAUAUAGCAUCACAGUCGCCACGCUUGUACAGAUCGAUCAUUGGUCUUGUUCAGCAAGAGCCAACCUUGUAUCAGGAUACAGUUCGCGAGAAUAUCGCGCUAGGUGAUCCCAACAAUGACGCAUCGCAGAGACCUACUGAAGAGGCGGUCAUCGAUGCAUGCAAGCAGGCCAAUGCCUGGGAGUUCAUAUCGUCUUUGCCUGAAGGAUUAUCGACGAUGUGCGGCUCGCGUGGUCUUUCGCUCUCUGGCGGUCAAAGACAACGUAUCGCUAUCGCCCGAGCUUUGAUCAGGAACCCUAAAGUCCUGCUGUUGGAUGAGGCCACCAGUGCUUUAGACACCGAGUCCGAGAAGAUAGUCCAAGCGGCUCUUACCGAAGCGUCGAGUCAAGGUGGUAGGGUUACGUUUGCUGUUGCUCACAGAUUGUCAACUAUACGGGAUGCCGACGUGAUAUGUGUUUUCCUGGGAGGUAAGAUAGUGGAGAUGGGUACACAUACUGAGUUACUGGAUCUCAACGGAUUGUAUACCAAGAUGUGUGCUGCUCAGAGUUUAGAUAAACAAGUAUAG
Molecule: messenger RNA, 3852 nt
Organism: Lithohypha guttulata
Lineage: Eukaryota; Fungi; Ascomycota; Eurotiomycetes; Chaetothyriales; Trichomeriaceae
Exons: 2
Coding region: 1-3852 (1283 amino acids)
Biological process (GO): transmembrane transport
Cellular component (GO): membrane
Molecular function (GO): ATP hydrolysis activity; ATP binding; ABC-type transporter activity
Source: RefSeq, a predicted model, not a curated record